Molecule: messenger RNA, 1616 nt
Organism: Vicia villosa (hairy vetch)
Lineage: Eukaryota; Viridiplantae; Streptophyta; Magnoliopsida; Fabales; Fabaceae
Exons: 11
Coding region: 85-1347 (420 amino acids)
Biological process (GO): dolichol-linked oligosaccharide biosynthetic process; protein N-linked glycosylation
Cellular component (GO): membrane
Molecular function (GO): UDP-N-acetylglucosamine-dolichyl-phosphate N-acetylglucosaminephosphotransferase activity
Source: RefSeq, a predicted model, not a curated record
CGAAUUCCCAACAAAAACACAGUUUAAGGUUACACACCCAGAAAGAAACCAACUAACCUCCGAAGAACAAAAACAAACACAACCAUGGGAGCACGAAAGAGACUCAUCACUACCCCUGAACCCUCUUCCGAUCCCAAACAAACCACACUCCCCAAACCCCAACAACAACAAAUCGACCCUCCAAUUGCACCUCCCAAAUGGGGUUUCCUCCUCAAACUAUCUCUCUUUUCCAUCCCGUACUUCUAUCUCAUUUUCUUCCAUUUCACCAUCGAUUCCCACCUUCGAAGAUCCAUCAUCAUCAAUGCUGGACUCAGUCUCUCCGCUUUCUUUGCUACAGUUAGAAUGAUCCCUGUUGCUUCUAGAUAUGUUCUCAAACGGAAUCUCUUUGGAUUUGAUAUUAACAAGAAGGGUACUCCUCAGGGAAAUAUUAAAGUACCUGAAUCAUUGGGUAUAGUUGUUGGUAUUGUCUUCUUGGUUGUGACAAUCUUAUUUCAGUAUUUCAACUUCACAGCAGAUUCAAAUUGGCUUGUUGAGUACAAUGCUGCUUUAGCAUGCAUCUGUUUCAUGACAUUGCUUGGAUUCGUCGAUGAUGUCCUUGAUGUCCCUUGGAGAGUAAAAUUACUACUACCAUCAAUUGCCGCACUUCCUUUGUUAAUGGCAUAUGCUGGACACACAACUAUAAUUAUACCAAAACCACUUGUACCACACAUUGGCAUAGAGAUUUUGGAUCUUGGAUGGAUAUAUAAACUAUACAUGGGGCUAUUGGCUGUUUUCUGCACAAAUUCGAUCAAUAUACAUGCUGGAUUAAACGGCCUUGAAGUUGGACAGACGGUGGUUAUCACAUAUGCUAUUCUGAUACACAAUAUUAUGCAAAUUGGAGCGUCAAAAGACCCUGAAUAUAAACUAGCACAUGCAUUCUCCAUUUACUUAGUGCAGCCGUUGCUGGCUACCUCUUUGGCUUUACUUUCUUACAAUUGGUAUCCUUCUUCAGUUUUUGUUGGUGAUACGUAUACAUACUUUGCUGGGAUGACUAUGGCUGUGGUUGGUAUUUUAGGCCAUUUUAGCGAAACACUCUUGAUUUUCUUCCUGCCUCAAGUUUUGAACUUUCUCUUGUCACUACCACAGCUUUCUGGCUACAUUCCAUGUCCUCGCCAUCGUCUUCCGAGGUUUGACCCUCACACUGGACUACUGACCGGAACAAAUGACGGAACACUUGUUAACUUCUUUUUAAGAAGUUUAGGGCCGAAAUCCGAGAAAGCACUUUGUGUAUAUCUUCUUAUUUUCCAGGGUAUUGCAUGCGGUUUCUGUUUCCUGCUGAGGUAUUUCCUUGCUGGUUGGUACAAAUGAAAAACCAAGCCUGAUGAGAAUCACCUGAGAGGCUGAAUUGUUGUAUAAUCAUUUUUGUAGAAAAAACAUUUUUAGUGUAAUUGGAUAUAGGAAUUUCUUUUGCUACUUGAAUGUUGCAUGCCAAAUAUCAACUUCAACUAAUACACACAUGUCUGGAGAUGUCAAAUAACCUUACAGUUUAUAUUUCAUCCCUUCACUACAAGUUAACUUCUAUUUUAUGUGAUGAUGACUCUUGUAAUACGCCCUAAUAUUAUUUACUUUAUGGUUCA